AGUGUGUUGUGAUACUGUGUGUGUGUGUGUGUGUGUGUGGUCUCUUCGCUCCAGUGUAGGGGCCAACCUCACUGCUCUGGCCCCCUGCCCUGCCUAUUAUCUCAUUGAUUUCCUCCUCUCCUCUUUUCAAUUCUCUCCAUUUCCACACUGCCGUCCUUUCCAUUAGAGGAGCAAUUUAACAGAGUGCUGUGACAUGGGAGGGAAAGAGAGAGAGGGAGGGAGGGAGGGAGGGGAGACCGGAGGAUUGGAAACAUAAAGUGAGGAGGGGAGAUAAAGUGAAAGGGCUUGAGGGAGAAGACGGAGAAAAGAGGGAUGGAACUGAGGGAGGGAUGAGCAGAUCGUAUCGUCCCGUCUCAGAGAAUGGCAUGACUGAAAAUUUCACACAGUUUGUAAACUGAGCUUAAAGGGUAAUUCCAACAAGUUGUAAUAAUUGAAAUGAUCCUUUAAGUGAAUAUAUAACUUAAUGGUAAUUUCCACAUGUAUUCCUAUCCAUUAUUGCUCUACAUCUUCUUCUUCUUCUGUCCGUCUUCCUCGCAGGAGUUUCCUCCAGAGCCGUAUGCGAUCUCCCCACGACAGACACCCGUCGUCCACCCCGCACUGGAGAGGAAGCAGCAUGUGCUGGAUCCGUGGUUCCCUGUACCGGGUGUCGGCCAAUAAGCUGUCCCGCACCGUGGCGUCCAGCAUGUCGAUCAACCGAACAGGAAGGCCUUCCAGCGCCUCACCGGUCUCGCCCUUGAGUCCUGCUUUCAACCGGCCCUUCAGCCCUCGUCAUCUAGCCAGCCGCGCAGUCCAGCGCAGCCUUGCCAUAAUCCGACAUGCUCAUCAGAAGAAGCAGCAGAAGCAGUACUGCAUGUACUACAACCGCUUCGGCAAGUGUAACCGUGGCACCAGCUGUCCCUACAUCCACGACCCGGACAAGGUUGCCGUCUGCACCAGGUUUCUGCGAGGGACGUGCCAUCAGGCAGACGGGACCUGCCCAUUCUCCCAUAAGGUGGCCAAGGAGAAGAUGCCGGUGUGUUCCUACUUCCUGAAGGGAAUCUGUAACAACAGCGACUGUCCCUACAGUCACGUCUACGUGUCCCGCAAAGCUGAAGUGUGUGAGGACUUUGUCAAAGGCUACUGUCCUGAAGGAGAGAAGUGUAAGAAGAAACACACUCUGGUGUGUCCAGACUUCUCCAAGGCGGGAUCCUGCCCUCGAGGGGCCCGCUGCAAGCUGCAGCACCGCCAACGGGCCAAACGAAUCGCCAGCAACACCUCCACCACCCCGGCCAAGAGGGCCCGAACCAAGGAGCCCGCUAAGAGGCCCCGCCUGUCUGUCGUCAUGCCGCAGGGCUCUCAGGCAGCUCCAAGGACUCCCACCAAAGGUUCUCUGGCGCUGCCGUCCUUCAUCUCCCUCUCCAGCUCGCCAGAGGAGGCGGACGCACCGGAAACACUGCCGGCCGAGAGCUCACAGGUUAAAGAGAAAAAACUGCAGAUCAAGCCUCGGCUGUGAGACUACGGAGACGAGCAGCAGUGGAGGUGAAACGCACUUCUCCGUGAUUCCUGUGCUCCAGGUUUGUCCUGACAGGUGUAUCUGUGUCUCCUCCCUCUGAAUUGCGUCACUCAGGGCCUGAAAGUUUUAUUUUCUAUAUCUAUACUAUUAUAAGACAUCUGUUUUACAUAUCAAUCUGGGUGUUUUUUUCAUAUCAGGUUGUGUAAAUUUUAACAAAAUUAUGAAUAAAGUAUAAACUUUUAACCAUA
Anarrhichthys ocellatus (wolf-eel) is the source of this 1740-nucleotide messenger RNA. RefSeq names its product zinc finger CCCH-type containing 3 (gene zc3h3). The coding region runs from base 464 to 1492 and encodes 342 amino acids. The transcript is spliced from 8 exons. Lineage: Eukaryota; Metazoa; Chordata; Actinopteri; Perciformes; Anarhichadidae. The record is from RefSeq and is a predicted model, not a curated record. Gene Ontology annotation, molecular function: metal ion binding. Gene Ontology annotation, cellular component: nucleus.